CCGACUUCCUCACCUUGCGCUCGUUCCCGCUCUGUGGGUCUCCUGGAGACUACACACCCCCAAAGGGAAGGGGCUCCAGCCUUUGCUUCUGCUCUGAGGAGACCCAACGUCCCAGCCACUUUUUGGCUGCUCUGCCCGGCCCCAAGACAAUGGGCAGUACCUGGUGCCCCAGAACAGGGAGCCGGGCCCCUUCUCGAGGAUGGGACGGGUAUUGCAGCACUUCUGGGCGCCUUUCUCCGCAGGUGCUGGGGCUUGUGCACCCAGAAUGCCAUCUUCUCCAGGAGCUGAAGAAGGAGGAGCUGGCGUGUGUGCCAGGGGAGCAGGAGCCAUCCAAUGGCACCGCAGGCUGCCAGAGGGACUGGGACGGUCUGCUCUGCUGGCCAGCCGUGGGUGCCGGGGCCUCAGUCACCCUGCCCUGCCCAGCCUUUUUCUCGCUCUUCAGCCCCAAGCCAGGAACGGUGAGGAGAGACUGCACGGCCACGGGAUGGUCGGAACCCUCCCCGCCAUACAUGGAAGCGUGCCCGGUGGAGGUGGAAUCUCUGGCUGAGGAGAAAUCCUACUUCUCCACGGUAAAGAUCAUCUACACCACAGGCUACAGCGUCUCACUUGCUUCCCUCCUCGUGGCCAUCAGCAUCCUAAUGAUGUUCAGGAGGCUUCGCUGCCCCAGAAAUUACAUCCACAUCCAGCUCUUCUGCACGUUCAUCCUCAAAGCUGUGGCCGUUUUCGUCAAGGACGCCAUUGUUCUCCAAGAGGAGUCCGAGGUUGACCACUGCACCUUCUCCACGACCGGCUGCAAGCUCUCCGUGGCCUUCUCCUACUACGCCACCAUGACCAACUUCACGUGGCUCCUGGUCGAGGCCGUCUACCUGACGUGUCUGCUGGCCACGGCCUUCCCCAACGGGCCCAGGCACUUCUGGUGGCUGGUUCUCGGGGGCUGGGCCACCCUCCACCUGCUGCCACACUGUGUGUCCCCCACUGCCUGCUGCCACACUGUGUGCCCCCUACCUCCUGCCACACUGUGUGCCCCCCACUGCCUGCUGCCACACUGUGUGCCCCCUACCUCCUGCCACACUGUGUGCCUCCCACUGCCUGCUGCCACACUGUGUGCCCCCUACUGCCUGCUGCCACACUGUGUGCUCUCCACCUCCUGCCACAUUGUGUGCCCCCCACUGCCUGCUGCCACACUGUGUGCCCCCUACCUCCUGCCACACUGUGUGCCUCCCACUGCCUGCUGCCACACUGUGUGCUCCCCACUGCCUGCUGCCACACUGUGUGCCCCCCACUGCCUGCUGCCACACUGUGCAGCCUUAGCUGCCUUGUUUUUUAUUCACAAGUUCUAUGGAUCUCCGGGCCCUGCUCCUUUCCCUCAGCGGCGCUCACACUCUUAUACACUCGGACAGCCCCCCCCCGCCCCCGCCCCAGCGGCGGGGGCCUCCGGAAGGCGGGCAGAGGGUGCAGGGGCGGGGCCCUGCGGGCACGCGGCAGCCUCCCACCGGGCACCGCGCUGCUGUUCUACCCUUGCCUCCCCCUCCCCCCCACUGUUCUAUCCUUGCAGGUGCUGGGACAUGAACGAGGGCUCCCCCUACUGGUGGAUCAUCAAAGGGCCCAUCGUCCUUUCAGUUGGGAUCGCCUUCGGCCUCUUCCUCAACAUCGUCCGCAUCCUGCUCCAGAAGCUGGACCCGGGGCAGGGCAGCCUCCACAGCCGCGCCCAGUACCGGCGGCUCUCCAAGUCCACCUUGCUCCUCAUCCCGCUCUUUGGAACCCACUACAUCCUCUUCAACUUCCUCCCCGACGGCGCCGCCACGGGCCCGCGCCUCUGCCUGGAGCUGGGCUUCGGCUCCUUCCAGGGCUUUCUUGUGGCCGUUCUCUACUGCUUCCUUAACCACGAGGUCCGAGCGGAGCUGAGCAGGUGGUGGCGCAGGCAGGACCACGGCCUCGGGCUGCCACGGAGGGCACCCACAUCUGAGGGCUAGAGCCCAGCGCCCGCCGCCCAAAGCGCCCCCUUCAGCGCGUCCUUCCUGCUGCCCCUGACCUUUCCUCCCUCCCCUCGGCCUCAGUGCUGUGCUCAGACAAAGUGGAGAGGCCGGAGGAGGAGGGAAGGCUGGGCAUGGGGAGGACGGCACUCUCCCAACCCCCGGAGAGCCACGAGUCAGUGAGCUUUCCUUCUCUUAGGCCCCCCUCUCCAGGAAGCCCGCCUGGCUAGCUCUCCCCUCCUCCCGUCUCCCAGCCCUGGUCACCCUGUGCCUUGCAUAGCAGCUGCAGUGGGGAAGGGCGGUGGGAGCUCCGGUGUAUCCUGGGAGGUGGCCCAGGGCCCCGAGCCUUGGAGCAGACUGUGAACUUCCCGAGGGAGGGGUCUCCGCCUGCUUCUGCCCGCCCAGAGUCGGGUCGGGGGUCCAGGAGUCACAGCGAGCAUCCCUGUAUAAUACCCUCCUGCUCUCCUCCCUCCUCCCUUGGUGUCUGUCCUGGAGCUCUGCCCAAAGGCCGGAAACUCGCACCUGUGGCCCAGAGAGAUCCUCGAGGGAUGGGCUAUGGAUGCUAAGGGAGAGCAUUUUCUACAAGAAAUGACCAGCAGGAGGACUUUAGGGAGGCCGGAGAGACUGACAGGAACUGAGGCUGAGGGAAGUGGGCGGGAGCAGGAGAGCAUCACAUACUUCAGCAACAAGACCCUGCGAGGAUCAAUUCUGACGGACAUGGCUCUCGUCAGCAAUGAGCUGAUUCGGGCCAGUUCCUGUGGCCUCGUGAAGAAGAGCCGUCUGCUCCCAGAGAGGAUUGUGGGAACGGAGUGUGGGUCACAGCACCGCAUUCUCCCCUUUUUCUUGUUUGCUGCGUGUUUUCUUUCUCAUAUUUUCCUUUUUGAUCUGAUUUUUCUUGUGCAACAUGAUCAUUGUGGAAUUAUGUGCAGAAUUGCCCGUGUUUAACCUAUAUUGGAUUACUUGCCAUUUGGGGAGGGGACGAAGGGGAAAGAAAGAGAAAAAAUUGGAGCACAAGGUUUGCAGGGUGAAUGCUGAAAACUCUUUUUGCCUGUGUGCUGCAAAUAAAACUUAUUAUCUUAAAGAAUUAAA
Antechinus flavipes (yellow-footed antechinus) is the source of this 3062-nucleotide messenger RNA. It is a transcript of the gene GHRHR, whose product is annotated as growth hormone releasing hormone receptor. The transcript is spliced from 13 exons. NCBI's taxonomy places the organism in Eukaryota, Metazoa, Chordata, Mammalia, Dasyuromorphia, Dasyuridae. Gene Ontology annotation, biological process: positive regulation of cell population proliferation; adenylate cyclase-activating G protein-coupled receptor signaling pathway; cell surface receptor signaling pathway. Gene Ontology annotation, cellular component: plasma membrane. Bases 150 to 1973 code for a protein of 607 amino acids. The record is from RefSeq and is a predicted model, not a curated record. Gene Ontology annotation, molecular function: peptide hormone binding; G protein-coupled peptide receptor activity; growth hormone-releasing hormone receptor activity.